This is a messenger RNA of Chondrus crispus (carragheen), 1401 nucleotides long. RefSeq lists its product as hypothetical. The record is from RefSeq and is a predicted model, not a curated record. NCBI's taxonomy places the organism in Eukaryota, Rhodophyta, Florideophyceae, Gigartinales, Gigartinaceae. Gene Ontology annotation, biological process: mismatch repair. Bases 1 to 1401 code for a protein of 466 amino acids. Gene Ontology annotation, molecular function: mismatched DNA binding; ATP binding; ATP hydrolysis activity. Gene Ontology annotation, cellular component: mismatch repair complex. The transcript has a single exon.
AUGGCGGUGGGGACUGUGGUAAGUGUGCGUGGGCUUCCAUGGUCACUUGCAGGUCGCGAGAAGUCGAAAGCCACACAAAAAUGUAAGUUGUGGCUUGUGAGGGCUGCUCUAAGCCACCCUUCCGUGUCCUUCCAGUUGAAACGCAACACUUCUUUGCUUUGGCAACGUUCGUAUAAAGGAGGGAUGGUCGCAGAAUCGCUAAUACAGACGUUGGCAAAUGAAUUGAAGGUGUCACCAGCCGGCUUCCGAUAUGGGUCGAAAUCUCUUCCCGUGUUGGGUUCUGUUCAUGUCAUCUUUGGACUCCCUUCAAUAAUACAUACGUUUUCCAAGAUGUGGUUUGUUACUGCAAUGAACGGAAGACAUGUGUCCUUCGACUCGCUGUAUCGAGCUCUGGUUCCAGAGUUCAGUGUGCCAAAGGGCCGAUUUCCUGUCAUUUUCGUUGCUGUGAACAUCACACCUGGAGCCGUUGAUUGGAAUAUCUCGCCAAUAAAGGCGAAGGUGCGAUUUAAGGAUUUAGAGACCGAACAGAGCGUUGUUGACGCUGUAAUCAGUGUUGCAACCGAUCUCUUGCAGAAAAUGCCGGACUCAGCCUUUUCUCGCGGGCAUAAUUUAGACUUUGACAGUUCCUCUCGAAUGCCUGGACCAGUCCCAUUACUAUUCUCUACAGUUUCUACAAGUGCCCAUGACCAGCUGCCCGACGCGAGUCAGGAAAACAAAUCCAUACAUGAAAGCAUUCGAGCCAGUAUUGUCAGUAGUUUGGGGCGAAAUGCACAAGUUGUGACGCAAGUAUUAGGAACAUAUAUUCUUGUUGAACGCGAUGCUGGAAUUCUGUUGGUGGAGCAACAUGUCGCACACGAGCGAAUUCUCUAUGAAGGAUUUCUUGAGGAGUGGAGGUUAUCAUCAUGUGUGGAAUUGAAGACCCCUAUUCAGCUUCCAUGUUCCAUUUCCGAGGAGUGGGUUUUCAAGCUUACUUCAAUGGGAUUCAACAUCGAGCAAUCAAUUGAUUCAUAUUCUAAAGAGAAUAAGUCGCAGAACAUAAUCCAUUCCGUUCCAGCCGCAUUUAGUACGCUGCCUCCGUCGGAAAGGCUCCCCAUGAUACUAAAAUUGUGUUCAAAUGUGAGCACAAUGGAGGACGCAGCGGCUGCUUUGGCCUGUAAUAUGGCCAUAAGAAAUGGGACCGCCCUCACUCAUGGGAGAAUGACGUCUAUUGUGGCAAAACUUAUGGAAUGUCGAAAUCCUCAUACCUGCCCUCAUGGAAGGCCAAUUUUUGUUGAAAUGAGCACAGCAACAUUGGCGCGCAGCUUUAAAAGAACGUGGACCCCCGAACGCGUGAUCAAACCUCAGGCUGGAACCCCUCCGUUUAGUUCCAAACGCUGGGAUAAGGGAAUGCUGCCAGAAUAA